Molecule: messenger RNA, 904 nt
Organism: Solanum dulcamara
Lineage: Eukaryota; Viridiplantae; Streptophyta; Magnoliopsida; Solanales; Solanaceae
Exons: 5
Coding region: 247-744 (165 amino acids)
Molecular function (GO): calcium ion binding
Source: RefSeq, a predicted model, not a curated record
UGAUAUAUUAUGUUUUAUUAGACCAUCCGCCUAUUCCAAAAUCGAAACAAUAAAGGAUCUCACGUGAUUCGAUCUAUUUUGUUGACCAAUAUUCAUUCUUCUCAGCUCUGCACUUGAAAUCAUGGGCCAGAUUCUUCAUAAAUUGAAAGGUCGUCCUACUUUUUAUUGAGAGUUACCCGUAGAUAUCUUUGAGUGAUCUGAUAAUGUUGAAAUUACUUUACACUACAACAACAUCAAGAUACCUAAAUGGCUCUGGGAUAUAAUAGCAGUUGUGGUAAGCAAUGGAGAGAGACUCAAAUACAAAAAAUAACAGACAAGGUCUUUGACCGUGUCAAAAUUGAUUCAGGAAGAGCAAAUCUGAAGUUUGAAGACCUUUAUAUUGCUGUACUACUUGUCUUCAAUGAUAUUAAUAAACGUUUGCCGGGUCCUCAUUUUGAUCCUCCUACAAAAGAUGAAGUUAGAGCCCUGAUGCAGGAGUGCGAUAUCAAUGUUGACGGAGAACUAGACCGCGAAGAAUUUGUGAAGUUCAUUAGGAAAUUAACGAAGGAUACUUUUGUUAUCGUGAGUCAGGGACUACUUAUUACCUUGGCAGUAGCACCAACUAUCGCUCUGCUAACGAAGAGGUCAACAGAGGGAGUCCCACAUGUUGGAAAGGUGGUUCAGAAGAUGCCCAAUUCUGUUUACGCUUCCCUUGUGACUCUUGCAGUUGUGCUGUUUCAGCAAGCAGCUGAGACAAAAGAAUAAAAGAUGGCCAAUUCUCUUUUACACAUAAUUUUCUGCAUAUUGUACAUUUAGAAACAGACUUUUUUACAUGGCAGUAGGCUUUGAGCACACCAUUUCCUUAGUAGAUUGUUUGACAGAGCUUCAAUAAUUCUCUAUAUAUUGUCUCCUUUUCCUUGUAGCA